Molecule: messenger RNA, 1274 nt
Organism: Tupaia belangeri chinensis (Chinese tree shrew)
Lineage: Eukaryota; Metazoa; Chordata; Mammalia; Scandentia; Tupaiidae
Gene: TSN
Product: translin
Exons: 6
Coding region: 134-820 (228 amino acids)
Biological process (GO): RNA metabolic process
Molecular function (GO): single-stranded DNA binding; RNA binding; sequence-specific DNA binding
Source: RefSeq, a predicted model, not a curated record
CGGAGGACCCCAGCGACGGCCUUGGCAUAGGACCGGGCGGACGCGGCGGCCGCAACGGGCUCUGAGAGUGAUUACGCUGGUUGUCCGCGGGAAGCGUUUCUCUGGUCUGGCUGAUUGUGGUGCAGCGGGCACCAUGUCUGUGAGCGAGAUUUUCGUGGAGCUGCAGGGCUUUUUGGCUGCCGAGCAGGACAUCCGAGAGGAAAUCCGAAAAGUUGUACAGAGUUUAGAACAAACGGCCCGAGAGAUUUUAACUCUACUGCAAGGGGUUCAUCAGGGUGCUGGGUUUCAGGACAUUCCAAAGAGGUGUUUGAAAGCUCGAGAACAUUUUGGAACAGUAAAAACACAUCUAACGUCUUUGAAGACCAAGUUCCCAGCUGAACAGUAUUACAGAUUUCACGAGCACUGGAGGUUUGUGUUGCAACGCUUGGUCUUCUUGGCAGCAUUUGUUGUGUAUUUGGAAACAGAAACACUAGUGACUCGAGAAGCAGUUACAGAAAUUCUUGGCAUUGAGCCAGAUCGGGAGAAAGGAUUUCAUCUGGAUGUUGAAGACUAUCUUUCAGGAGUUUUAAUUCUUGCUAGUGAACUGUCAAGACUGUCUGUCAACAGUGUGACUGCUGGAGACUAUGCCCGGCCCCUCCAUAUCUCCACCUUUAUCAAUGAGCUGGAUUCUGGGUUCCGCCUUCUCAACCUGAAAAACGACUCCCUGAGGAAGCGUUAUGAUGGCUUGAAGUAUGACGUGAAGAAAGUAGAGGAGGUGGUCUACGAUCUCUCCAUCCGGGGCUUCAAUAAGGAGACGGCAGCAGCUUGUGUUGACAAAUAGGAGGCUCUCCUGGCUCCUGGCUGUGCUGAGCUCAGCGGUUUGCCAGGGAGGGCCGAGCACAGAGUGCCUCGUUUGGUAGUUAGGAUGCCCAGUUGCUAAACACUGCGCUUUAUUUUCUUAACCAGUUGUGUGGUGUGAAAAUCAGAAUUGAAACACUUUUUUGGAGGUAAAAAAUUAGCCUUUACAUGGACAGAAUUUUUGUUGUUGUUGCAGUGAAUUUGCUCUGUAAUUCAGUGUACUUCAGUUUUGUUAAAAGUAUAAAUGUCAGUCUCUUGGUAAAGUUCUUUUCUUGCUUACCCUGACUGUUGCUGUAUUGAUCGACAAGUUCAUAGUAUUGGUUGUGAUUCUUUCAGAUGUGAAAGUUUGAUGUUUUCUAUAUCCAAGUUAGCCAUUUAUACCCAGGUGUAGCCUGGGUAGAGUAUAAAAAUAGAUCAUUAAAAAGAAUGGUUACCAA